AUGCUUGUUUGCCAACAAAAACCUAUCAUUGAUAUGAAUAAUGAAAAUGAACAAGAAGAAAAAAGUAAUUCUUCUAAUUAUAUAACUUCCGCUCAAUUAUCAGCCUAUAUAACAUCCGUAAUUAAUAUACAAAAUGAAAAAUUAUUAAUAAUUGAUUGUGGUUUACCAUUACGAUAUAAUGAACGUCGUAUAAAAGAAUCAUUUUUAUUAAAUAUUAAUGAUAAAUUAUCUAAAAAACGUUUCAUUAAUCGUGGUUUAAUAAAUUUUUUUGAUAAAAAUCAAUUAAAUCGUUUAAAUAAAUCUGAAAUUAUUAUUCUUUAUGAUGAUACAAUUCAUUCAUCUUCAUCAUCAUGUUUAAAUUCAACAAUACCAAAAGAAAUAUCAUCAACAAUUAAAUGUAUAUUAAAUGAAUUAAAACAAUAUGAUUCAAAUAAAACAAUUUAUAUUCUUCAAUCAUCAUUUGAAGAAUUUUAUCAACAUUAUCCAACAUUUUGUUAUAUUAGUUCAUCUAAUUCAACAUAUAAUGAUAAUUCAUCAUGUCUUCUAACAACAGAUAUUGAUUCUCAUAUUAUGUCUGAAGUACUACCUGGUCUUUAUCUUGGUAAUGCACAUGAUGCACAAGAUAUGAAUUUAUUAAAACAAAAUAAUAUUAAAUCUAUAAUUAAUAUUUCAAAAUCAAUUCCAUGUUAUUAUAAAAAUGAAACAUUAUUUGAUUAUCUUCAAUUACCUUGUAAUGAUUCAUGUCAAGAAGAUAUUAUUCAAUAUUUUGAUAAAACAUUUAAAUAUAUAGAAGAAAAAUUAUUAUUAAAUCAAAAUAUUCUUGUUCAUUGUCAAGGUGGUAUUAGUCGUAGUCCAUCAUUUAUUAUUGGAUAUAUAAUGAAAUAUCAUUUGAAAACAUUUGAACAAGCAUAUUCAUUUGUUAAAAAUAAAAGACAAAUAAUCAGUCCAAAUCUAGGUUUUCUUACUCAAUUAACAAGUUACGAACAAAUGAUCACAUCAGCUAUGCAGUGA
Rotaria sp. Silwood1 is the source of this 1011-nucleotide messenger RNA. The record is from the annotation of a GenBank genome assembly. NCBI's taxonomy places the organism in Eukaryota, Metazoa, Rotifera, Eurotatoria, Philodinida, Philodinidae.